GCUGGUGGAUGAACUGAGCAAGCCAUGUUAAAAAUGCACCAUUAGUUCUAAUCGUUUGAGUUUUAAUAUAAAAUCAAACUGAAGGUGAAAUGUGGCGACUGAAGGCAGUUGGACACAAAGCCAGUCAGUCUGUAAAAGAUUUGGAGGAGUUUAAACACAAGAGGAGAGAACAUGAGAAAGCUCUGAGACAGGCUAGAAGAGACAGACAGUUGAUUAGUAAAAGACUGUUGUUAAAUGACGAUGAUCAGGAGAAAGAUUUGAUGGAAACAGACCCUGAUCCACUGUCUCCAGAUCAGAUAUGUGAGGUGUUACGCAAUGUUCAGAGUGGUGGAGAGGAGAAGUCUGCUCAUCUAGGAACACUAAGGAGAGCGUUAAGAGACCCCCGGACUCACCUCAUCUUUACAAAGCUGGAGAACAGUAUGUAUGUGCUGGUUGGUCUCCUGAGCGGUAAUAAUGCUCAGUGUCAGCUUGAAGCAGCGCGGUGUCUCCAUGAGCUCUCCCACUCUCCUCAUCCUGGUGUGGGACAGUCGUGCUUGCCUGCUACCCCUUACCUCCUUACCUAUCUCUCCAGUCCCAGUGCCAAACUGAUGGAGCUUUGCCUGUACACAUUAGGAAAUCUGUGGCCAGAGGGUGCUGUUGUAAGAGAGAAGCUGCUAGCUCAAGGAAUAGUGCCAGCCCUGGUUAACUGCAUUCAGAAUCAGAGAUGUAACUUGGCAGUGGUGGAGGCAGCAGGAUUUACGCUGUCCCAACUGCUUCAGGAUAAAGAUGCUGCAGAAAGAAUUAUUCCAUUGAUCAUGAGCUUGGUGCCUCAUUUGAUUUCCGUUUUGACACCAGAUUUGGAGUUUGGUUUGGGAGCAGCAGUCGAAUGUGCCUGGUGUUUACAUUAUAUAGUUUCAUGCACUGCUGAUACUGCUUCCUUGCUAAAUGAAGGACUCCUCACACACUGCAGUAAUAUUCUCAUUACCCUAGGAGAGGCUGUUGCUAAAGGAAGCACAGAGGACGGACUGGAAUUGCUGAUCUGGCCCCUGCUGCGUUGCCUGGGUAAUCUGCUGGCCUGUGGGGUGUGUGAGGCAGCUGGAUGCCUGGUAGGGGUAGAGGAUGUUCGUCUGUUAGCUGCUCUGUGUGUGUUCAGCCAAACUUACCUGACCUCCCACUGUGCUCUGAGCAGGGAGAGUCUGUGGGUCCUUAACAACCUCACAGCUGGAUCACCUGCAUUUUGUUCAGCUCUGCUGUUUUUCAAGGUGGUGCCGGCUCUUCUCCAGCUUUUACCCUUCUCCAAAGGAAUCAAUACUCUGGUGCUGAGGAUUCUGGGAAAUGUUGCACACAAUGGGUCAGGAUACUGUAUAAAGCUGACCCAGGCAGGCCUGCUUCCUGCUCUUUGUGCCACACUUAAAAUGGCUAAGUCAGACGUUGUGUCACUGAGUCUGGAAGUUCUGAACCUGCUGACUGCCAGCAGCCCACAGGUAGUUGAUGAGUUUAUUAGUCUGAAUGGUGUUCCUCUACUGGAAUCAAUUCAGUAUAAUGAUGAAGAGGAACAACGUAUGAGAGCAUCGUACAUUUUAGAUCAUUACCUUCACACACAUUUGAUGGUAGAUAACCCAUUGUGACUGACCAGGGACUGCACUGCAUACAUAUUUACAUAUCAGCACAGUAUUCUGUGUAUUGUACAAUAAUGUACAUUUGUGCUGUAUUUUUAUGAUUGUUAAAUGUUAUGUAUUUUGUAUAUUUUUAAAAUACCAUGUAAAUAAAGAUUUCAUUGC
This is a messenger RNA of Trichomycterus rosablanca, 1760 nucleotides long. It is a transcript of the gene tmco6, whose product is annotated as transmembrane and coiled-coil domains 6. The transcript has 13 exons. Bases 90 to 1607 code for a protein of 505 amino acids. The record is from RefSeq and is a predicted model, not a curated record. Gene Ontology annotation, molecular function: protein binding. Lineage: Eukaryota; Metazoa; Chordata; Actinopteri; Siluriformes; Trichomycteridae.